AUGGGCUUUCAAAACCAGACCAGUGUUGCUGAGUUCCUCCUCUUGGGUCUUACUCAGGACCCAGAGCUUGAGAGGUAUCUGUUUGGGCUGUUCUUGGUCAUAUACCUGAUCACUCUGGCUGGGAAUCUGCUGAUUGUCCUGGCCAUUGUCUCUGAUGUUCGCCUCCACACUCCCAUGUACUUCUUCUUGGCCAACCUCUCCUUCACUGAUGUCUGCUUUGUGUCUAACACAGUUCCCAAGAUGCUGGUGAAUCUAUUUACCCAGAAAAAGGCCAUCCCCUACACUGGGUGCCUGAUACAGUUGUAUUUUUUAGUUUCCUUGGUGGCUUUGGACAAUCUUCUCCUGGCUGUGAUGGCCUAUGAUCGCUUUGUGGCCAUCUGCCGUCCCCUUCACUAUACAACGAUCAUGAGCCCCAGACUGUGCAUUCUGUUGCUAGUCCCAUGCUGGGUGCUUUCCAUUCUCUAUGGUUUGACCCACACAAUUCUCAUGGCCACUUUGACAUUCUGUGGGCACAGGGAAAUCAGUCACAUCUUCUGUGAAAUGUAUGUCCUGUUGCAAUUGGCCUGCUCUGACACCCGAGUCAACCAGGCAGUGCUAAUUGUAACAGGCUGUCUCCUCUUCAUUAUUCCUUUGUCACUUAUGAUCUAUUCGUAUGUUCGCAUUGUCAAGGCCAUCCUGAAGAUCCCCUCAGCUGCUGGGAAGUACAAAGCAUUCUCUACCUGUGCCUCACACCUGACUGUGGUCUCCCUGUUCUAUGGUACUCUCUCUAUGGUCUAUUUGCAACCCCUGAAAACUUACUCUGUAAAGGAUUCAGUGGCCACAGUUAUGUAUGCUGUAGUGACCCCCAUGCUGAACCCCUUCAUCUAUAGCUUAAGGAACCAGGAUAUGAAGGGAGUCCUGAGGAAUCUUCUCAGAGGGAAAACUGUCCCUUGA
Molecule: messenger RNA, 933 nt
Organism: Trichosurus vulpecula (common brushtail)
Lineage: Eukaryota; Metazoa; Chordata; Mammalia; Diprotodontia; Phalangeridae
Product: olfactory receptor 1D2-like
Exons: 1
Coding region: 1-933 (310 amino acids)
Biological process (GO): G protein-coupled receptor signaling pathway
Cellular component (GO): membrane
Molecular function (GO): olfactory receptor activity; G protein-coupled receptor activity
Source: RefSeq, a predicted model, not a curated record